Molecule: messenger RNA, 1290 nt
Organism: Ceutorhynchus assimilis (cabbage seed weevil)
Lineage: Eukaryota; Metazoa; Arthropoda; Insecta; Coleoptera; Curculionidae
Source: the annotation of a GenBank genome assembly
AUGGGACGUGUUAACAACACUAUAGAUCAAUUUGGUCGACAAAGAGUAUAUAAUAAACAUCAGUUCUUACGUUGUACACAGAGAAAUGGGUUCAAGUUAACUUUUGAUGGUCACUAUGAUAUUGAAGGGAAGCGUCUAUCAUAUGUUGCAAAACCGAUAGCAGAUAAUGACGUUAGUACCCAAGAGUUUGUGCUUGACAAAAUUCGGUUGUUUCAUCAACAAAUGAAAUAUGCAUUAGAUGAUUUAGAAAACCGUAUAAACGAAAGAUUUAAGAGCACAGAUAAAAAAAUAGAUAUUGGAAACAUCUAUAUCAGCAAAGAUCUGGAGAAUGAUAAAAAAAUACGUAAUUUAGAACGAUGGAUGGAAAAUAAUGAAAAAAAGCUAAUAAAUAUCGACACAAGAAAGACAGUUCAUGAUGGCAGAUUUCAAAUUUUACGUGGUGCGUCGGGAAUUGGAUUUGUGCAAACACCCAAUGAUCAAUUUAAUAAUGUGGGAAAGCGUUUGAUGAAUGUUGCAAUACCGGAAACCAGUGAUGAUGCUACUACCCAACAAUAUGUGUUGACGGAGAUCCAUAAAGUGCGCCAAGAGUUAGCACAGACAAUAAACAAAAUAUAUCAGGCUAUUCAUGAAAGUUUGAUAAGCGUUGAUGACCGAAUGGUUACAUUUGAAAAUAAAAUAAAAAGAUAUGAUGCACAGGAAGAAAAUACUGUGAAGAAAAUAGCUGAUUUGGAAAAGCGAAUGAAACAGGAUAUGAAAAUAUUGUUGGGUGUUGAGAGGAAGGCUGAUAGUAUGAUUGCAGCUAGCAAAUAUUCACCAUCGACCCCCACUUUCUCACCCGAAGCUCCCAGUAUUUAUACCCCCAUAUCUAAGUUAAAACUCAUUAGUUUGUCGACACCUUCAACAGUUAAAGUUAAGAAUCAGAAAAAUGAAUACUUCCGGUGCCAAACAGCAAAGCAGUCUAUCACCAAGUUUGAUGUUGUUAUCGACUUAUCAGAUGUGCCAAUCUACUCACCCCAAGAGCAAAGCGAAAAUUUAUCCUCGAUAGUUAGCCAAGAAGGACAACGUUGGGAUUUGAGUGAUGAAGAAUGGCAAACCCCGCGAAGAUCAUCAGCAAUAUUUUUGCAGGAUUCUCCACCAUCUUUUUCCCAUGAGUCAUUUGGCCACGAAAGACAACGAUGGGAUUUGGGUGAAGAAGAAUGGCAAAUUCCUCGAAGGUCAUCAUCAAUAUUUUUACGGGAUUCUCCGCCACAUUUUUCCGAUGCUUCAUUUAGCCAAGGAGGACAGCGUUAG